CGCGGAUCUUUAUGGUCUGCGUUUCUAUAUUAGCCUCAGCAGCCUGAUGACACCUUUAUGAAAGGUUGAAACACGAUAAAUUACCAAUAUUCCAUGUUUUAUGUAUUCCCCCCAAAGCCGACAAUUAAACAUGAUUCACCAAACAGCAAAUACUUUGCAUACAUCCAUUAUUGAAUUAGUAAAAUCCAUAUGAUGGAGGAUGUGCAAACUGCAAAUCGUUAACGCUUUAGAACUACAUAUUUCUGUAUUGCCCUGGAAAGAACUGUACACAAAUGAAUAUUCCCUGUCUUUUUAAUUUUUACGGACGGAGUGUAUGGGCCACAUGCAAGUUAGGGGCUGAUCUGCUGAUUUUGCUGCCACUAGAGCAGAGGGAUAGUGAAAGCGGGGCUGAGCGCAGCACCGACCAAUCUCAUCGCCGCGCUUGCCCCGCGUGGAGGGAGCCGAGUGCCCGAACCUGAGGGAGAGACCUGGUACUAGAAUGGCCCGCGGACCCCGGCGUCUCCCGGGGCACGGGGGUUGAGCGCGAUCGCCCGCGUUUUACGGCUAGGGAAACUGAGGCGGCCACCGAGGGGACGCCUCGAAACCAUUCCGGCGAGAGCUGGCGGCGGCCUUGCUCUGCGAGCUCUUCGCGCCACUCGCCCUCCCCGCCCGCCCGCCGGCCUCAGGAUUGAGGAAGUGCGUCUGGGCCCGGCCCCGGCGCGCGGCCCGAGGCGCGGGGGGCAGACGGCUGUGGGACGGCCAGGCCCCGGCCCGCCAGUGUCCGCCCAGCCCCGCGUCCCGGAGCGUCCGUACCCGGGCCCCGCCGCCGCCGCAGAACAAGAAAGCUUUCUGCUCAUCCAUGGCUAUGAGUUCAUGCCUUAAUGCACCCCACGGCCAGUGACAGUGGCAGUGACAACAGCGGGACCUGCCUUUGAAGAUUGGCUGCUGCAAGGGUUGAUGGCUGGCAUGUCGCAAAGACCACCCAGCAUGUACUGGUGUGUGGGGCCGGAGGAGUCAGCUGUGUGUCCAGAACGCGCCAUGGAGACGCUUAACGGUGCUGGGGACAUGGGCAGCAAACCGUCCACACCAGGCGGUGACCCUACAGCGCAGUCCCCGAGGACGGAAGGCAUUCGCGCCGCGUACAGGCAGGGAGACCGUGGCGGCGCCCGGGACCUGCUCAAGGAGGCCUGCGACCAGUGCACGUCCCAGCUGGAAAAGGGCCAGCUUCUGAGCAUCCCAGCGGCCUAUGGGGAUCUGGAGAUGGUCCGCUAUCUACUCAGCGAGAGACUGGUGGAGCUGCCCACUGAGCCCAUGGAUGACAACCCAGCCGUGGUAGCAGCGUAUUUUGGGCACACGGCCAUUGUGCAGGAAUUGCUUGAGUCCUUACCAGGUCCCUGCAGUCCCCAGCGGCUGCUGAACUGGAUGCUGGCCUUGGCUUGCCAACAAGGGCACCUGGGGGUUGUGAAGCUCCUGGUACUGACACACGGGGCUGACCCAGAGAGCUACGCUGUCAGGAAGAAUGAGUUCCCAGUCAUCGUGCGCUUGCCCCUGUAUGCGGCCAUCAAGUCAGGGAAUGAAGACAUUGCAAUAUUCCUGCUUCGGCAUGGGGCCUAUUUCUGUUCCUACAUCUUACUGGAUAGUCCUGACCCCAGCAAACAUCUGCUGAGAAAGUAUUUCAUUGAAGCCAGUGCCUUGCCCAGCAGUUAUCCAGGAAAAACAGCGCUCCGUGUGAAAUGGUCCCAUCUCAGAUUGCCCUGGGUAGACCUAGACUGGCUCAUAGACAUCUCCUGCCAGAUCACGGAGCUCGACCUUUCUGCCAACUGCCUGGCGACCCUCCCCUCGGUUAUCCCCUGGGGCCUCAUCAACCUCCGGAAGCUGAACCUAUCGGACAACCACCUGGGGGAGCUGCCUGGCGUGCAGUCAUCGGAUGAAAUCAUCUGUUCCAGACUACUUGAAAUUGACAUUUCCAGCAACAAGUUGUCCCACCUCCCUCCUGGAUUCUUGCACCUCUCAAAACUUCAAAAACUGACAGCUUCAAAAAAUUGUUUAGAAAAAUUGUUCGAAGAAGAAAAUGCCACUAACUGGAUCGGUUUACGGAAGCUACAGGAACUUGAUAUAUCUGACAAUAAAUUGACAGAACUCCCUGCCCUGUUCCUUCACUCUUUCAAGUCCCUCAAUUCUCUGAAUGUCUCCAGAAACAACCUGAAGUUGUUUCCAGAUCCCUGGGCCUGCCCUUUGAAAUGUUGCAAAGCUUCCAGAAAUGCCCUGGAAUAUCUGCCAGACAAAAUGGCUGUCUUUUGGAAAAAUCACCUGAAGGAUGUGGAUUUCUCAGAAAACUCACUCAAAGAAGUUCCCCUGGGACUUUUCCAACUCGAUGCCCUCACAUUCUUGAGGUUACAAGGGAACCAGCUGGCAGCACUUCCACCUCAAGAGAAGUGGACCUGCAGGCAGCUCAAAACCCUGGAUCUCUCCAGAAACCAACUUGGCAAAAAUGAAGAUGGACUGAAAACAAAGCGUAUUGCCUUUUUUACCACCAGAGGUCGCCAGCGCUCCGGGACUGAGGCAGCGUGUGUGCUGGAAUUUCCGGCCUUCCUAAGUGAGUCUUUGGAAGUCCUUUGCCUGAACGACAACCACCUCGAUGCAGUCCCUCCCUCGGUUUGCCUACUGAAGAGCUUAUCAGAGCUCUACUUGGGAAACAACCCUGGCCUCCGGGAGCUCCCUCCUGAGCUGGGGCAGCUGAGCAACCUCUGGCAGCUGGACACUGAAGACCUGACCAUCAGCAAUGUGCCUGCCGAAAUCCGAAAAGAAGGCCCCAAAGCAAUGCUGUGUUACCUGCGUGCUCAGCUGCGGAAAGCAGAGAAGUGCAAGCUGAUGAAGAUGAUCAUCGUGGGCCCCCCGCGCCAGGGCAAGUCCACCCUCCUGGAGAUCUUACAGACGGGGAGGGCCCCCCAGGUGGUGCACGGAGAGGCCACCAUCAGGACCACCAAGUGGGAGCUCCAGAGGCCGGCUGGCUCGAGAGCCAAGGUUGAGUCUGUGGAGUUCAACGUCUGGGACAUCGGGGGACCGGCCAGCAUGGCCACUGUCAACCAGUGCUUCUUCACAGACAAGGCCCUGUAUGUGGUGGUCUGGAACCUGGCACUGGGGGAGGAGGCCGUGGCCAACCUCCAGUUCUGGCUGCUCAACAUCGAGGCCAAGGCCCCAAAUGCCGUGGUGCUGGUGGUCGGGACACACCUGGAUUUAAUUGAAGCCAAGUUCCGUGUGGAAAGGAUUGCAACGCUGCGUGCCUAUGUGCUGGCGCUCUGCCGCUCCCCCUCCGGCUCCAGGGCCACAGGCUUCCCAGACAUCACCUUCAAACACUUACAUGAGAUUUCCUGCAAGAGCCUGGAAGGCCAGGAAGGGCUGCGGCAGCUGAUCUUCCACGUCACGUGCAGCAUGAAGGACGUGGGCAGCACCAUCGGCUGCCAGCGACUGGCAGGGAGGCUGAUCCCCAGGAGCUACCUGAGUCUGCAGGAGGCCGUGCUGGCAGAGCAGCAGCGCCGCAGCCUGGACGACGACGUGCAGUACCUGACGGACAGGCAGCUGGAGCAGCUGGUGGAGCAGACGCCCGACAAUGACAUCAAAGACUACGAGGACCUGCAGUCGGCCAUCAGCUUCCUCAUAGAAACUGGCACCCUGCUACACUUCCCAGACACCAGCCACGGCCUGAGGAACCUCUACUUCCUCGACCCUAUUUGGCUGUCCGAAUGUCUGCAGAGGAUCUUUAACAUUAAGGGCUCCCGGUCAGUGGCCAAGAAUGGGGUGAUCAGAGCAGAAGACCUCAGGAUGCUGCUGGUGGGGACUGGCUUCACACAGCAGACGGAAGAGCAGUACUUCCAGUUCCUGGCCAAGUUUGAGAUCGCCCUGCCCGUCGCCAAUGACAGCUACCUCCUGCCCCAUCUCCUUCCAUCUAAACCUGGCCUGGACACCCACGGCAUGCGGCACCCCGCAGCCAACACCAUUCAAAGGGUAUUCAAGAUGAGCUUCGUUCCUGUUGGCUUCUGGCAAAGGUUUAUAGCACGGAUGCUGAUCAGUCUGGCGGAGAUGGACUUGCAGCUUUUUGAAAACAAGAAGAAUACUAAAAGCAGGAACAGGAAAGUCGCCAUUUACAGUUUUACAGGAAACCAGAGAAAUCGCUGUAGCACAUUCAGAGUGAAAAGAAAUCAGACCAUCUAUUGGCAGGAAGGGCUCCUGGUCACUUUUGAUGGGGGCUACCUCAGUGUGGAAUCUUCCGAUGUGAACUGGAAAAAGAAGAAAAGUGGAGGAAUAAAAAUCAUUUGUCAAUCAGAAAUGAGGGACUUCUCAGCCAUGGCUUUCAUCACAGAUCAUGUCAAUUCCUUGAUUGAUCAGUGGUUUCCUGCCCUGACGGCCACAGAGAGUGACGGGACUCCACUCAUGGAGCAGUAUGUGCCCUGCCCAGUCUGCGAGACAGCCUGGGCCCAGCACACAGACCCCAGUGAGAAAUCAGAGGGUGUGCAAUACUUCGACAUGGAAGACUGCGUCCUCACAGCCAUCGAGCGGGACUUCAUCUCCUGUCCCAGACACCCGGACCUCCCCGUGCCGCUCCAGGAGCUGGUCCCUGAACUGUUCAUGACCGACUUCCCGGCCAGGCUCUUCCUGGAGAACAGCAAGCUGGAGCACAGCGAGGACGAGGGCAGCGUCCUGGGCCAGGGUGGCAGUGGCACCGUCAUCUACCGGGCCCGGUACCAGGGCCAGCCCGUAGCUGUCAAGCGCUUCCACAUCAAAAAAUUCAAGAACUUUGCUAAUGUCCCGGCAGACACCAUGCUGAGGCACCUGCGGGCCACGGACGCCAUGAAGAACUUCUCUGAGUUCCGGCAGGAGGCCAGCAUGCUGCACGCGCUGCAGCACCCCUGCAUUGUGGCGCUUAUCGGCAUCAGCAUCCACCCGCUCUGCUUCGCCCUGGAGCUCGCGCCACUCAGCAGCCUCAACACCGUGCUGUCCGAGAACGCCAGAGAUUCUUCCUUCAUACCGCUGGGACACAUGCUCACCCAAAAAAUAGCCUACCAGAUUGCCUCGGGCCUGGCCUACCUGCACAAGAAAAACAUCAUCUUCUGCGACCUGAAGUCGGACAACAUUCUGGUGUGGUCCCUUGACGUCAAGGAGCACAUCAACAUCAAGCUAUCUGACUACGGGAUUUCGAGGCAGUCAUUCCAUGAGGGUGCUCUAGGCGUGGAGGGCACUCCUGGCUACCAGGCCCCAGAGAUCAGGCCUCGAAUUGUAUAUGAUGAGAAGGUAGAUAUGUUCUCCUAUGGAAUGGUGCUCUACGAGUUGCUGUCAGGACAGCGACCUGCACUGGGCCACCACCAGCUCCAGAUUGCCAAGAAACUGUCCAAGGGCAUCCGCCCAGUUCUGGGGCAGCCGGAGGAAGUGCAGUUCCAUCGAUUGCAGGCACUCAUGAUGGAGUGCUGGGACACUAAGCCAGAGAAGCGACCGCUGGCCCUGUCGGUUGUGAGCCAGAUGAAGGACCCGACCUUUGCCAUCUUCAUGUAUGAGCUGCACUGUGGAAAGCAGACAGCUUUCUUCUCGUCCCAGGGCCAGGAGUACACCGUGGUGUUUUGGGACGGAAAAGAGGAGUCCAGGAACUACACGGUGGUGAACACAGAGAAGGGUCUCAUGGAGGUGCAGAGGAUGAGCUGCCCCGGGAUGAAGGUGAGCUGCCAGCUCCAGGUCCAGAGAUCCCUGUGGACAGCCACUGAGAAUUCCUACCUGGUCUUAGCGGGCCUUGCCGAUGGGCUUGUGGCUGUGUUUCCCGUGGUGCGGGGCGCCCCAAAGGACAGCUGCUCCUACCUGUGCUCACACACAGCCAACAGGUCCAAGUUCAGCAUCGCAGACGAAGACGCACGGCAGAACCCCUACCCAGUGAAGGCCAUGGAGGUGGUCAACAGUGGCUCUGAGGUCUGGUACAGCAAUGGGCCGGGCCUCCUUGUCAUUGACUGUGCCUCCCUGGAGAUCUGCAGGCGGCUGGAGCCCUACGCGGCCCCCUCCGUGGUUACGUCGGUCGUGUGCAGUUCUGAGGGCAGAGGGGAGGAGGUCGUCUGGUGCCUGGAUGACAAGGCCAACUCCUUGGUGAUGUACCACUCCACCACCUACCAGCUGUGUGCCCGGUACUUCUGUGGGGACCCCAGCCCCCUCAGGGACAUGUUUCCCGUGCGGCCCUUGGACAUGGAACCCCUGGCAGCCAGCCACACUGCCAACCCAAAGGUGCCCGAGGGGGACUCCAUCGCGGACGUGAGCAUCAUGUACAGUGAGGAGCUGGGCACACAGAUCCUGACCCACCAGGAGUCACUCACCGACUACUGCUCCAUGUCCUCCUACUCCUCAUCCCCACCCCGCCAGGCUGCCAGGUCCCCCUCCAGCCUCCCCAGCUCCCCGGCAAGUUCUUCCAGCGUGCCUUUCUCCCCCGACUGCGAGGACUCAGACAGGCUACACGAGCCCAGUGCUGCCUCUGACAGGUCUGAGCAUGACCUGACCCCCAUGGACGGGGAGACCUUCAGCCAGCACCUGCAGGCCGUGAAGAUCCUCGCCGUCAGAGACCUCAUUUGGGUCCCCAGGCGCGGUGGAGAUGUUAUCGUCAUUGGCCUGGAGAAGGAUUCUGGCGCCCAGCGGGGCCGAGUCAUCGCCGUCUUAAAAGCCCGAGAGCUGACUCCACAUGGGGUGCUGGUGGAUGCUGCUGUGGUGGCAAAGGACACUGUUGUGUGCAGCUUUGAAAACGAAAACACAGAGUGGUGCCUGGCUGUCUGGAGGGGCUGGGGCGCCAGGGAGUUUGACAUUUUCUACCAGUCCUACGAGGAGCUGGGCCGGCUGGAGGCUUGCACACGCAAGAGAAGGUAAUUCCUGUGGAAUGACAGUCACACAUGCAAAGCUGGCUGGUCCCAGGUUGCAGCCUGACCCCUCUGCCAUCAGCCUCUAGUUCUCCAAGGACCUAGAAGACAGAUGGAGCUCUCCCCUGAACUCCUUGACUCCUUGCUGCUAAGAAGUGCUGAGAAGUUACCCGCCUAGGGGUGGCUCCAGGGUUCUCUGGUUCUCCGGAGCAGAGUUAUCUGAAUACCCCAUCCCCCAGCUGCUGAUUUCACAGCCCCAGGGAAGACAGUGGUAUCAGGCCGGGCAGGGCCUCCGCUGGCCUCCUCCAUCAGUUUCCAGGAGCAGGGGUGGAGGAUCCCGUUCUGAGCUGGGUCAAACAAAGUAGGGCCGGGCCUUCCUGCCAUCCCCGGGUCUCAGAUGGAAUUACACUAGAGGCCCUGGGUUGGGAAGCAGUUGAGGUAGAGCAGGAGGGGGGCUGUAACCCCUGCCCUUUCCCCACCGGAGACCUCAGGCUCUCAGCACAUUCCACAGGCUCCUGAGUCCCUGAGGCCUCGGCCAGCUUGGGCAAGCCAAGAUCAGAUGUCUCUGAGUUCGGGAAGGUCUCCGUGUGGGAAAGCCCUCGGAGGACGCUGGGUGAGGAGCGUUGCCCCAUCCGGAGAAUGAAUGAGUUCCUUUAAGUGUCGCAGCCAGAAAGCCCAGAGGCGCAUAGUGCGAGUGCACCAGCUUAGCCUUUACAUUCCUCUCCACCGACAAAAGGAAGGGGAAACUCAAUCAGCAGGACUUCAGAAAGGGCCUUGUGUUUAUAGCUUUGUCAAGUAAAUUUGGACGCAGCUGGAGCACAAGCCCUGUUUGUUUGCACAUAAAAAUCUUGUUUAUCACUUUUAAAAAUUCAGUAAUAUCUCAGCGGUCAGGCUUCUGGUUGUGAAAUCACAUUGUAUGGGAUUUAUACCAAAUUAUGUAUUUGCUAAACUUUCGCUCCACACGUGUACAGCAGAGUACAAAAAGGAAAAUUGUCCAUAGGGGGCUUAUGGAUACAACAGCAAACAUUGUAUAAAUUAUGCACAUGUAUGUAUUACACACAUGCACACAUAUAUGCACACACAUGUGCAAACAUAGCCACAUUUUUGUCAAGGGUUACCCUUUGUGGCUCCUUAAACCAGAAUGGGAGUUUGAAAGAGAGAUCAUACUCCAGCUGAAGUUUGUUGACCCUUUUCUAAAAUUAAAAAGAUCAAAUUUAGUAUUUGCGGGAUAUGCAGGGGGAUGAGACUCUUUUAAUCUCAAAAUAAACAGAUUCUUUCAAGAAUGAA
Messenger RNA from Macaca mulatta (Rhesus monkey), 8144 nucleotides. NCBI's taxonomy places the organism in Eukaryota, Metazoa, Chordata, Mammalia, Primates, Cercopithecidae. The record is from RefSeq and is a predicted model, not a curated record.